AUGGGUCUCCUGAUCGUGGCCGGCUUUGACAGCCCAGGAUCGAACCUGGGUUACAUUGCUACAUUGCCAUCUAACUAUUUAUCUCUCGAUCCCUCGCUGUCUCUCAGUGUCCAUUCAGGAGAGUUUGGAAAGCAGGGAGGACCGAUCCCUGUUGUUCCCACCGCUGACUUCCAGACCAGAGUCGCUGGUGCUUCUGAGAAGGACAUUGUUCACUCUGGGCUGGCCUACACCAUGGAGAGAUCUGCCAGGCAAAUCAUGCGUACGGCCAGUAAGUACAACCUGGGUCUGGACCUGCGGACGGCUGCGUACGUCAACGCCAUCGAGAAGGUGUUCAAGGUCUACAACGAGGCCGGCAUUGAGAUAUGUCCAUUCAGGAGAGUUUGGAAAGCAGGGAGGACCAAUCCCUGUUGUUCCCACCGCUGACUUCCAGACCAGAGUCGCUGGUGCUUCUGAGAAGGACAUUGUUCACUCUGGGCUGGCCUACACCAUGGAGAGAUCUGCCAGG
Messenger RNA from Oncorhynchus tshawytscha (Chinook salmon), 505 nucleotides. RefSeq names its product glutamate dehydrogenase, mitochondrial. The record is from RefSeq and is a predicted model, not a curated record. The coding region runs from base 1 to 423 and encodes 140 amino acids. Lineage: Eukaryota; Metazoa; Chordata; Actinopteri; Salmoniformes; Salmonidae. The transcript has 6 exons.